AUGGACGACGGGCAUCGCGAGAAGCGCGCGAAGCUCGAGCCGCCGGCGCUCGCGAACGAAAGGUUCGAGGCGUAUUACGCCGCGCAGGGCGUGUGCGAAGACGCGGGCGACUUUCGAGCGAUGAUGGAGGCGUUUCGAAGACCGCUGCCGCUGACGUUUCGACUGAACGCGUCGACGGCGCUCGUGGAGGCGGUGCGGAGGAAGCUGGAGGGCGACGUGUUGCCGGCGCUGAAGCGCGAGGCGUCGAUGAAGCCGCCGAAGUGCGUCGCGUGGUAUCCGGAUCGUUUGAGCUGGCAGAUAGAUAUAUCGCAGAGCGCGUCGUUGAAACAGAGUGAAUCGCGCGGCGUGCUCGGGUUGCACGCGUUUUUGAAGAGCGCCGGGGAGACGGGGGCGCUGACGAGGCAAGAGUUGGUUUCGAUGAUUCCGCCGUUGUUUUUAGAGGUGAAACCGAAGCAUCGCGUGAUCGAUAUGUGCGCCGCGCCGGGAAGUAAGACGUCACAGUUAUUGGAGAUGUUGCACGGCGCGACGAACGCUGGGGAGACGCCUCGAGGGGUGGUGGUAGCGAACGACGCGUCUUUACAGCGAGCGAAUUUGCUCACGCAUCAGUGCAAGCGAAGCAACUCCCCGGCACUCGUCGUGACGAAUCAUCAGGCGCAGUUGUUUCCAAUUUUACACGACGCCAAGGGAAAGAAAAUUAGGUUCGAUAGAAUUUUAGCCGACGUCCCGUGCAGCGGUGAUGGGACGCUGCGGAAAUCGCCCGACCUUUGGAAGAAGUGGAACGCCUCGAGCGGGGUGGAUUUACACACGCUUCAGCUUGAGAUCGCCACCCACGCCUUGCGCUUGCUCGAAGUGGGUGGGCGUUUAGUCUACUCGACGUGCAGUUUGAACCCAUUGGAGAAUGAGUCCGUCGUCGCGGCGCUGUUGAAGCGCGCGAAAGGCUCUGUGGAGCUCGUCGACGUCUCGAAGAGCUUGCCCGAGCUUAAGCGACGACCGGGGAUGAAGAGAUGGAAAGUCGGUGAUAUAUACGGAUGGCACGACUCUUUCGAAGAGACUGGGAAGAAACGCAUGAAAACCGUGGCGAAGACGAUGUUUUGGAACCGAGAGUAUGACGCGAUGCCGCUCGAGAGAUGCGUUCGAGUAUUUCCCCAUCUCGACGAUACGGGUGGAUUUUUCAUCACCGCGUUGAAGAAGACGGCCGAGUUGCCUCCGGAGAUGGAGCAAACGCCGCAAAUGGACGCAAACAAGACUUAUAGAAUGGAGCGUGCGAAUGAGCAGUGGAACGAAAAGAAACGUGUGGCGCCGGUGAUGAAGGUUGAAGACAGAUCCAUCGUGAAGAGCAUCAAUAAACAUUACGGCGUGCAAGACGCGCUCGAUCUGGACGACGCGUUGAUGACGCGUCAGCACUCCGACCUUCCGGGUGUCACUCCAAAGCGUCUAUAUUACUUGUCCGACGGCGCACGAAAAGUGUUGACGGCGCGGGGAAAGGAUGGCAAGAACGCUGGUUUGCAGGUCGUUGCGUGCGGCGUUCGUGCGUUUGAACGUCAAAUCGUCGACGGCGUCGAGUGCGCUUAUAGAAUCACGCAAGAAGGCCUCGACACCGCACUGCCAUGCUUAAAGAAGCAAAUCGUCCGCGUUCGUGCGAGCGAGCUGGAAAUCAUUCUCGCGCGGCAGCAAGACGAAAACGUGGGCGCGAAUUCGUCGUCGCGAUCGAGCUCGGACGACGUCCCCGAGGAAAUCACGAAUGCGAAAUCCAUCGAACAUCUAAAAAAGGUGUCCGAUGGGUGCGUUAUUUUAGUCCCUAAAGCAAGAGACGACGACACAGAAACCGAGGCCAAGGCUCUGGCCGUCGCCGCGUGGCUCGGCCGCGGUAAAAAAGGGAAAUCGAUCUCGGUGUUGGCCAGCAAAGCGAGCGGGGGACAGUUAUUGUAUCAACUUCGCGAUUGUAUGUCGCGCGGCACGGUGGUGUGA
Molecule: messenger RNA, 1968 nt
Organism: Ostreococcus lucimarinus CCE9901
Lineage: Eukaryota; Viridiplantae; Chlorophyta; Mamiellophyceae; Mamiellales; Bathycoccaceae
Exons: 1
Coding region: 1-1968 (655 amino acids)
Biological process (GO): RNA methylation
Molecular function (GO): tRNA (cytidine-N5)-methyltransferase activity; RNA binding
Source: RefSeq, a predicted model, not a curated record